AUGGUGUCUAAUAUUCAUCAUUGUCAUCUGAUGGUAAACAAGCUGUACAGGGAGCAGAGAUUGGAUACUCACUACUCCAGUAGUGUUGUUGUACACUACAACAGUGACUUGAAUUUCAUGCGCAGGCAACUGGAAGUGAUUCUUAUUCAGCCUGUCCAACUCUCCAACACCGACCCACACACUGACCUCUGCACAAGCAGACAACAGUGGUACUACUUACAAGUAAGCAAUGCACAGGGAGGGAGCUUCACUACUGUCAGCUUUACCAACUAUAACAGCCUAUCUAAAUAUGGCUUGUGGUCAUUGUUGUACUCAGAAGUUAAUGCAAAGACACAGCAUAAGAAAUGGCUGGUGAAGGACUGGAAAUUAAUCAAGCAUUAGAAAAACAAUGUGAGGCAAAGUGGACAUCACUAUUUCUAACUUUGGAUGUUCCUGUUUCCUCAUGACCAAAACACCUGCUACUUUGCCCACUAUUAUCCUUACCCCUACUCCAAUCUGUAGGAGUAUCUGGGGGCCAUCUCUAAAGAUCCAGUGAAGUCCAAAUUCUUCAAGAUUCACAUCUUAUGCCAUUCACUGGCAGGAAACACCAUCAUCAUCAUCACUACCACCCAUCCCCCUCCAAAAGUGACAAGGAAGGCUGUGAUACUGACAGUAAGGGUGCAUCCAGGAGAAACGAGUUCCUGGAUAAUGAAGGGCUUCAUGGAUUUCAUUCUUGGAAGCAAAGCUCAACUCCUGUGGGACAAUUUUAUCUUGAAAGUAGUACGAAUGUUGAAUCCAGAUGGUGUGAUUGUGGGAAAUCACCACUUUUUAAUGGGCCAUGACUUGAAUUGCAAAUAUAGAUCUAUUGUAGAGGAAUGUUACCCUUCCAUCUGGUGUACCCAAAACAUGAUAAACACACACGUGAAAGACUUGGAGUCCAUAGGACAGCAUUUCCAUAAUGCUCUCUUAAACUACUGCCUGUGCCUGAAGGAACACAAGAAGGUAGUGAAACAGCAAGCCAGGGUGAACUCCAAAGUCCUAAAUUCUGAUGUGUUAGACUGGAAUGCCAACUCUGAGAGUCCCACCCCCAAUGCUAAAGGCAUUUAUGAAAAGUCAUCUGUGCAACAGGAGGCAGGAAUUGUGUACCAUGAUAUGAUCCUGUCCAAAAGAGAAAAUUUUCAUUCACCCAACUUUAAUCUGUUCUCCAGAAGAUGAGGAAAAAAUGGUUAAAAUGUCUUCAAGACCGCAGAGAAGACUUUCAAUAUCUAA
This is a messenger RNA of Manacus vitellinus (golden-collared manakin), 1248 nucleotides long. It is a transcript of the gene AGBL3, whose product is annotated as ATP/GTP binding protein like 3. NCBI's taxonomy places the organism in Eukaryota, Metazoa, Chordata, Aves, Passeriformes, Pipridae. Gene Ontology annotation, biological process: proteolysis. The record is from RefSeq and is a predicted model, not a curated record. Gene Ontology annotation, molecular function: zinc ion binding; metallocarboxypeptidase activity.